AUGGGUAACUCGCAUGCGAAGCAUGAGGAGAAGAAGCACGCGAAGAAGCCGCCCCAGCCUCCAACCGCCGCCGAGGAGUGCGCGGCGCCGGGGAGUGCCAAGGCGCCGCCAUCCGGGUCCCGGCUGCGCGACGCCUACCACGUCGAGUCGAAGAUUUUGGGCGAGGGCCACUACGGGACCGUGCGGCGCUGCUCGCCGCGGGGCGACGCGACGAAGCGCUUCGCCGUGAAGAGCAUCAACAAGUCGCGCGUGCACCGGCCGGAGAUGCUCAAGCGCGAGGUCGAGAUCAUGAAGGCCGUGCGCCACCCGAACAUCAUCGAGGUCGUCGAGGUCUUCGACGAGCCCGACUUCCUCCACAUCGUCACGGAGCUCUGCCGCGGCGGCGAGCUCUUCGACCGCAUCAUCGCGAAGACUUCGAGCCGCGAGAAGCACUUCUCCGAGGCCGACGCCGUGGGCAUUUUAGCCCAGAUCCUCGAGGCCGUGGGCUACUGCCACGGCUUGGAGCCGCCCGUCGUCCACCGCGACCUCAAGCCCGAGAACUUCCUCUUCGUCACGGAAUCGGACGACGCCGCGGUGAAGAUCAUCGAUUUCGGGCUCUCGAAGUACGGCCCCGCGGGCGAGGACCACAUGCACACGCGCGUGGGCACGCCCUACUACAUCGCGCCCGAGGUGCUGAAGCGCGACUACACGCUCAAGUGCGACAUCUGGUCCGUCGGCGUCAUCGCGUACAUCCUCCUCUGCGGCUACCCGCCCUUCUUCGGCGACAACGACAAGGAGAUCUUCCGCCGCGUGUCCGCGGGGUCCUUCACCUUCCCCUCGCCGGAGUGGGACCACAUCUCCGGCGACGCCAAGGCCUUCGUGUCCACGCUGCUGGAUCUCGACCCGGAGAAGCGGCCGACGGCGGCCGCGGCGCUCGAGGACAAGUGGAUGGCGAAGCACGACGACCACCACCGCGCGCACGUCAGCCGCCACGCGUCGAACCCGGCGGUGCUCGCCGCCGUCGCGCGCCGCAUGGAGCGCUUCGUCCACAUGGCCAAGCUCAAGCGGCUCGCGCUCAACGUGCUCUCGCGGAAUCUGACGGGCCGCGAGAUCAAGGACCUCCGCCGCGUCUUCGAGGCCAUCGACCGGGACAGGAGCGGCAAGAUCUCGUCCGCCGAGCUCCACGACGCCUUGAAGCCCCACCUCGAGCGCGACCACGUCGACGCGGCGACGCUGCUGCGCGCCGUCGACAUCUCCGGCGACCACGAGAUCGACUACAACGAGUUCCUCGCGGCGACGAUGCAGCGCAACCUCUACCAGAAGGACGACAACGUCAAGAAGGUCUUCGCGCAGCUCGACCUCGACGGCACGGGCUGCAUCACGGUGGCGAACCUCGUCGAGAUCACGGGCUCCAAGAAGCACGCCAUGGAGCUCCUCGACGAAGCGGACCUCGACCACGACCACAAGAUCUCCUACGCCGAGUUCAAGGCCCUCAUGCUGAAGAAGUAG
Aureococcus anophagefferens is the source of this 1488-nucleotide messenger RNA. RefSeq lists its product as hypothetical. Gene Ontology annotation, cellular component: nucleus; cytoplasm. Lineage: Eukaryota; Pelagophyceae; Pelagomonadales; Pelagomonadaceae. Gene Ontology annotation, biological process: peptidyl-serine phosphorylation; protein autophosphorylation; intracellular signal transduction. The transcript has a single exon. Bases 1 to 1488 code for a protein of 495 amino acids. Gene Ontology annotation, molecular function: ATP binding; calmodulin binding; calcium-dependent protein serine/threonine kinase activity. The record is from RefSeq and is a predicted model, not a curated record.